Verticillium alfalfae VaMs.102 is the source of this 1479-nucleotide messenger RNA. RefSeq lists its product with no specific name. Bases 1 to 1479 code for a protein of 492 amino acids. NCBI's taxonomy places the organism in Eukaryota, Fungi, Ascomycota, Sordariomycetes, Glomerellales, Plectosphaerellaceae. The transcript is spliced from 3 exons. The record is from RefSeq and is a predicted model, not a curated record.
AUGAAGUUCCUCCUCCUUUUCCCUCUCGUGCACGCCGGCGUGCUGGCCUGCACGACGGCCCCUGCAUCUGCAUGUCAAGUCCUGUCGUCGCCCUCGAGGCCGGUCGGUCGGUGGUGUCUGCCGAGUACGUUGGUCCGUUCGCGUGGAGCGUUGCCGGGUGUGAUGCGGCUCGCAGCGAGUGAUGCUGUUGGUGUGGCCGUUGGCGCAAUGCUGCUCGCUCGUAGGGCGUGGUCGUGGUGUGGGUGGCAUGGUCUGUUGCUGUUGCUAACCGCAGCUUCUAGUGUGGAGGACGCGCUGGAUCGACGGUGCGGGGCCACCCUCCAGUUCGACAAUCCGGACUUCCUCCCCGUCAGCUAUGCCUUCGAGGCCAUUCCCUGCUCAGGUCGCAGGGUCGCCAGCUUUGUGGCAAUGCGCGGGAUUACCGCCAACGUGCUCUCGCGCCACGAUCGCCGGAGGCCGCGGCGACCCCCACCUGCCACUGGUGAAUGUCGGCCGGAUUGGGUGCGUGUCGGAGUCGGUGGUGACACGGAGUACGCUGGCGACAAUCGUGCGGUCGUCGACGACGUUUGUCUCGACGGUGCCGACGCUGGUGACGCAGACGACGACCGACUUUCGCGUCGCGUUGAGCAGCGCACCCUGGUUCGAGCAGCGUGCCAGGCUCAGGCAGCAACCUGGUUCAAGCAGCGCCCCGGCUCCAAACAGGGCAAAGGCCCGGGCGAACCACGGGACGAGCACGGAAGGAUCGGCGGACGGGCGCCCCCCCCCAACGGGGGGCGAUGUUUUUCGGGGGUCGGGGAUCCCUGGCCUUCGGCCACCAUCCCUCCCCAAGGGUUGCAGGCAUCACCAACCAGCGAGCCACACGUCCUUCGACCAGAACCGGGCCAAGGCGGGGCGCAUCGCCCCCCUCCGGCUGGCGCGCCCCUAGACGGACAGACCACACCCGGCGCGCAAGCGAGCGUGCCCCCGGCGGCGUCGUCGUCGUCGUCGUCGCUCUUCCAGGUCAGCAUGGCGUCCAAGGUCGUGCCAUCUACGGGUCUGACUGUGGUCGCCACGGUUGUGUCGACGCUGGUGUCGACCAUGACCGUCGUCCAGACCGUGACGGCCAGCUGCUCCGCGAGGACCGUUCUACGCAGCUAUCUCCCGCCUGAUUGUAUCACUGUCUUUGGCUUCCUCGUCCUCUCCUGCCCAUCUUCCGCCCUCCUGCCCACCUUUCGCCCUCCUGCCCACCUUUCGCCCUCUCCUGCCCAUUUUCUCGCACUGCUCGCCCUCCUCCUCUUCCCCCUCCUCGCCUUCCCUUCCACAUGGCUCAUCUGCCGUCGCUCCGGCCGUCCAACGGCACGCGAGACCCUCGCUGUAUCUGUCCGUCUGGCUUCCAACUUCUUCGUCUUGAGAGACUUGAGGGAUGCGGAGACAAUACUCCGGGGGGCGGAACCUCGCAGUUCUUCCCACCCGGGCCACAUGCCCAUCGUGACCCGUUGA